AUGGUACGACCUUUAAUACACAAAAUUGUAACUUCCCAUUAUGAACAUGGUAUCGAAGAUGACAAUAUAACGGAACGAUUUAAGAACACUACAAAUGACGCAUUUACACAGUUUACAGGAUAUCUUUCAGAACCUCAACUUCGAUUUGAUUUAAAUCCCUUAGAGUGGUGGAGAACACGAGAAGAAAAAUAUCCAGCAAUAGCAACUAUUGCCAAAAAAUAUUUAGCAAUCCCAUCUACAUCGGCAAUUCAGAGGUGUUUCUCAACGGCAGGUAACAUUGUGACGCCAAAAAGAAGUUGCCUUCUUCCUGAAAAUGUAGACAUGUUGGUAUUCUUAUACCAAAACAGAAAAUUAUAUUUCUAG
This is a messenger RNA of Macrosiphum euphorbiae (potato aphid), 363 nucleotides long. Lineage: Eukaryota; Metazoa; Arthropoda; Insecta; Hemiptera; Aphididae. The record is from the annotation of a GenBank genome assembly.